AUGGUUCGCACUGUGUUUGUGAAUCCCUUCAAGUCUCACCACGUCGACGAAUUUCCAGGCGUCCUCGUGCCUCUUGAUGAUUCGACCCAUCGCGCUUCUAUAGUCUCCACCCACCCACGCGCCUCCCUCGAUACGUCAGAGAAAGCGACAAAAGACGAAGAGCCCAACGACCUUAGGCGACCUGACAGUAGUACAUCUAGUGGUGUUAUUAACCAUGGCAUGACGAUUGCAGCAUUAAAGGCAGAGAUUGAAGCAGAUGUUGCCGCCUCAGAUACCGACACGCCAUAUGACCGCAAAUCCAAGGUUAUCAACAAAGCUUUGCAGGAUAUGGGCAUGGGCCGCUACCAGUGGCAGCUUUUCGCUCUAUGCGGUGGCGGUUGGAUGGCUGACAACUUGUGGCUGCAGGGUGUCGCCCUUACACUACCGCAACUGAGUGCUGAGUUUGGUGUCAGCGAGACGGAAGUCAGAUACACUACGUUAUCGCUCUUCCUCGGUCUCUGCAUCGGCGCAUCCUUCUGGGGUACUGCAUCCGAUAUCGUCGGUCGUCGUCUCGCUUUCAACUUCACCCUUUUCCUCGCCGGUGUCUUCGGUCUUGCAUCAGGAGGCGCCCCCAACUGGAUUGGCACAUGUGCACUCUACGCAUGCAUCGGUCUCGGUGUUGGUGGAAACCUUCCCGUCGAUGGCGCCUUGUUCCUGGAGUUCCUGCCUCAAACAUCAGGAAAUCUCUUGACGCUGCUCUCCGUCUUCUGGCCCGUUGGUAACUUGAUUGCAUCGCUCUUGGCUUGGGCUUUCAUUCCCAACUUCUCGUGCCCUUCCGAUACUCCCAUUGGACAGUGCAGUAUGGCUCACAACUGGGGCUGGCGAUACCUCAUUUUGACUCUAGGUGCGAUCACGUUCUUCAUGUUCGUUUGCCGAUUCUUCCUUUUCCAUCUCUACGAGUCACCCAAGUUUCUGCUGUCUCGCGGUCGCCAGGCUGAGGCCGUCGCCACCGUUUACGGUAUUGCGCACUACAACAAGACCCACACCUGGCUUACCGAAGACAUUCUAAACCAAAUCGGCGGCGAUCAAGAAGUCACCGGAGAAGACAUCAAGCUCAGCGUUUUCGAAAUCGUCAAGCGCUCCCUCAGCCGUUUCUCGAUGAAGCGCUUCAGGACUCUGUUCCAGGAUAAGAAGAUUGGUCUCACCACCGCUCUGCUUUGGUUCCAAUGGACAACUAUCGGUAUGGCUUACCCGCUCUUCAACGCUUUCCUCCCACAGUACCUCGCCAACUCGGGUGGUGAUGUUCAAAACGACACCAGCACUGUGUACCGUAACUACGCCAUCACUGCCAUCGUCGGUGUUCCCGGAUCAAUCAUCGCCUGCUACACUGUCGACAUCAAGCAUGUCGGCCGCAAAGGUACUAUGGCCAUCGCUACCGUCAUCACCGGUGUCUUUGUCUUCCUCUUCACCAUCUCGUCCGACUCUGACUUCCAGCUCGCUUUCACUUGUCUCGAGGCUUUCUUCCAGAACAUCAUGUAUGGUGUUCUGUAUGCGUACACCCCCGAAGUCUUCCCAGCGCCCAUUCGUGGUACCGGCACGGGCAUGUCUAGUUUCUUGAACCGAGUUGCUGGACUGUGCGCGCCAAUCGUUGCCAUUCAGGCUGGUGGAAGUAACCCCAAGGCGCCAAUCUACGCUAGUGGUGGAUUGUUCAUUGCGGCGUUCUUCAGUAUGUUGAUUCUGCCUAUCGAGACGAGAGGCAAGCAGACUUUGUAG
Molecule: messenger RNA, 1752 nt
Organism: Alternaria atra
Lineage: Eukaryota; Fungi; Ascomycota; Dothideomycetes; Pleosporales; Pleosporaceae
Exons: 4
Coding region: 1-1752 (583 amino acids)
Biological process (GO): transmembrane transport
Molecular function (GO): transmembrane transporter activity
Source: RefSeq, a predicted model, not a curated record